This is a messenger RNA of Acanthosepion pharaonis, 705 nucleotides long. The record is from the annotation of a GenBank genome assembly. NCBI's taxonomy places the organism in Eukaryota, Metazoa, Mollusca, Cephalopoda, Sepiida, Sepiidae.
AUGACUCCAGACGACAUAUUCAAUGUAUUGCUGUCAAACAAAGUAUUGACAUCGAGUGAGGUCAGUAAGAUUCGAGAGAGUUCAGGACGAGAAGCUACAAACGAAGAACUUUUAGACACGCUUGUUCGCAAAUCAGAUAGGGCUUUCAGCAUUUUUGUCGAUGCUUUACGGAAAUCUUUGCAAGAUCAUUUAGCAGAUUUGCUCCAAAGCUCCAAAAGAAAGGCAAAAAGAAAAGCAGGUGACAUUAAUGUCAAAGUCGGUGUUGAACAUCUUCAAAAAGAUAAACGUUAUCGCAAUGAUAGUCCUAUUUGUUCUUGUGAUGAACUUGAAAAGCAAAUUUUUAUAAUGGCUAAAAACGCUUACAGUCAAAUUCGUCGUAAGAAUGACAGCCCCGCAGCUUUUGAACAAUUCCGCAAAGAGCUGACAGGAACAAAUGCUCUACGAGUGAGAAUGAGUGAAGAGGAAUAUCAAACAUGCGUCCGAGAACUGCUAUCAUUAAAUGUCAAUGGAUCUGAAUCUACAAAGUCAACGAGAGGCACAACAAGAAGCAAAACACUACCUUACCGAAUACCAUUCAAAGAACUUCAUCACAAUGUCUCCAAUUUAAAUUUCAAAGUAAAACCUUCAGCACAACCAAGAAAGAUUCGAUCAACCAGAGAAAAUUGCUGUGGAAUUGAACUCAGAUCAAAAUCUAUAAACAUCUGA